AAGUGAAAAAUGUGAUGGUCCAGAAAAAAAGAGGGCAUGCAUGGAAAAGAGGAAGAGGCAAAGGAAUUUGUCAUUUUGCAGAGGUUGCAAAUCCCAAACAUCUCACUAGAGGCCAAACAAAAGGGCAACUGGGUUUUCCAAUUCUCUACCAAAUAUCUCAUUCUUAGCUGUGUCCUAAACAGUGGGCCAUGCACGUGUUUAAGCCCUUCUCAUCCCAUCAUUCAUCAUAGCCUUCCCUCAAUUCCCCACCACCCAACCCCUCCUUUAUAACCGAACCUUCCUUCCCUCACACCUUCCCAUCACUCACCACACCAACACACCUCUCCCUCUCUCUUUUCAUCUCGUUGUGGCAUUUCAUCAAAUACUUUGCAAGAUGGCCAAAGUGGGAAAACUUACAAAGCUGAAGUCAGCGAUCAAGAGAUGGCCCUCAUUGACCAAGCUCAGCCGCGGCAACAGCUGUGUCUCCUCCCACAAAGGAGCCACCGGAACAUCCUCGUCAUCCAAGGAACAUGCACAUGACCAAGAGCUUCAUGCUGUUUAUGUUGGCAAAUCUAGGAGGCGCUACCUCGUAAACUCCGAAGUGAUCGACCACCCUGUGUUUCAGGAGCUAGUUGAUAGGUCUUCUUCGUCUCAUGAUGAUGGGGUGGUGGUAUCCUGUGAGGUGGUGCUGUUCGAGCACUUGCUGUGGAUGCUUGAGAGCGAAGAGACCCAGUUGGGGUCCAUGGAUGAGCUGGUCGAGUUUUACUCUUGUGCAUGCUGAUCCACUUGAUGCUAUCCAUCGAUGCUGACACUCCUAGUAAUAGCUGACUUCGAUUGUUUCUCUUGUGGUCACCCAAACCAUUGGCCAUCACUUUGUGAAUUCAGAUUGAUUCAAUCUUAAUUAUAUAUCUAAAAGUAUUGUUGUUCUGUAAAGUGGGCAUGUAAUUGACAUUAAUGUUCUAUUCAUUGUUCUUGUGACUUUGUUUGAGGUGAAUCAAUCCAACGCCAAUUCGAAUCA
This is a messenger RNA of Vigna radiata var. radiata (mung bean), 997 nucleotides long. Its product is annotated as auxin-responsive protein SAUR50. The transcript has a single exon. Lineage: Eukaryota; Viridiplantae; Streptophyta; Magnoliopsida; Fabales; Fabaceae. Gene Ontology annotation, biological process: response to auxin. The record is from RefSeq and is a predicted model, not a curated record. The coding region runs from base 374 to 760 and encodes 128 amino acids.